Messenger RNA from Trichoplusia ni (cabbage looper), 5532 nucleotides. RefSeq names its product cationic amino acid transporter 2-like. The record is from RefSeq and is a predicted model, not a curated record. Gene Ontology annotation, molecular function: amino acid transmembrane transporter activity. Gene Ontology annotation, cellular component: plasma membrane. The transcript is spliced from 14 exons. Gene Ontology annotation, biological process: amino acid transport; transmembrane transport. Lineage: Eukaryota; Metazoa; Arthropoda; Insecta; Lepidoptera; Noctuidae. Bases 260 to 2182 code for a protein of 640 amino acids.
AUUACCUUUUAUCGAUACUGGGAACGUCUCUGAAAAAGUAAAUGUCAACUAAGUGUCAACGUCAGUUUCACAUUUCACCUGUGUGUGCGGAUUAUGGAUUCCGAAAUAUAUUUGAAAAAAAAAGUAUUUACGAUCGUAACUAGGCCAUGCUACAUUUUCUUUAAGAAAAGUUAUACUAAAUAAUAGUUAAAAUACGUAUUAGUGGUGUUAAACAGAGUUAUGUACUUAAUAGGUUAGGUUUUAUUAUUGGUUUUUUAAAAUGUCUUUUCCGGGCGAUAGUUUAAUGGAAAACUAUGGAAGUGUACGUGGCCGUGAAUCCCAGAACCAGACAGUGCGGGAGGCCUAUGAGGAAGGUGGCCUAAAAGCGGGUGCGUCACGAGUGGCCCGCCUCGCCUAUGGGGUCCUCUCCCGGCGUAAAGCGGCCGAGGAGGGUGCAGCGCGCCUGGCGCGGGUGCUCUCGGCCCUCGACCUCACCGCGCUGGGCGUCGGCAGUACCCUCGGAGUCGGCGUCUACGUGCUAGCUGGUGACGUCGCCAAGAACUAUGCGGGACCAGCUGUCAUUUUAUCCUUCCUGCUCGCAGCUGUUGCUAGCGUCUUUGCAGGGUUAUGUUACGCGGAGUUCGGCGCUCGUGUGCCCAAAGCGGGUUCCGCGUACGUGUACAGUUACGUGUGCGUCGGAGAGUUCAUCGCCUUCAUCAUAGGAUGGAACCUCAUACUCGAGUAUAUUAUUGGUGCGGCGUCAGUAGUGAAGGCCCUGAGUGAGUACCUGGACUCUCUCCUCAACAAGGCCAUCUCGACACACCUGGAGGCCGCCAUGCCGCUCGACACGCCGCACCUCGCGCGCUACCCGGACCUCUUUGCCUUCUCCGUCAUCAUGGCCUUCUCUGUGGCGCUCGCGUUUGGUGUAAAGGAGUCGACGAAGUUCAAUAACUUCUGCACCGGUGUCAACCUGUGUGUCGUGCUGUUCGUCAUUAUUUCUGGAUCCUUCAAAGCUGACACGAAGAACUGGCGUAUACCGGCGGAGGAAGUCCCCAAGUCUGAAAACAAAGACUUCGGAACGGGAGGGUUCGCGCCGUACGGACUCGCCGGCAUCAUCAAGGGAGCCGCCGUCUGCUUCUACGGGUUCAUUGGGUUUGACUGCGUGGCGACAGCAGGUGAGGAGGCCCGCCGUCCCCAGAAGAGCAUUCCGUUCGCAGUAGUGGCCUCGCUGCUGGUGGUGUUCCUGGCCUACUGCGGAGUGUCCUCAGUACUCACGCUCAUGAUGCCCUACUACAUGCAGGACGAGAAGGCGCCCUUCCCGUUCGUGUACGACCAGCUGGGCUGGCCGUGGGCUAAGUAUGCUGUCAGCGUUGGAGCCGUCUGCGCUCUUUGCUCUAGUCUCCUGGGUGCGGUGUUCCCUCUCCCCCGCAUCAUCUACGCGAUGUCAUCAGACGGGCUUCUGUUCCGCUUCAUGGGCCAGGUCAGCGAGAAGUACCAGACGCCGCUCAUCGGGACCAUGGUCGCUGGUCUCUUUACAGGUACUCUGGCCAUGAUCUUCAGGCUGGAACAGCUCAUCCACAUGAUGUCCAUCGGAACUCUGCUGGCUUAUUCCAUGGUCGCUUCAUGUGUUCUGUUAUUACGCUACGAGUCCCCGCAGGCGGGGCGCGGCGCGGAGCGGCUGCAGUGGUGCGCGCGCGCGGCGCUGCGCCAGCUCGUCAACGCGGAGCGCCACGCGCUGCCCACGCGGCUCAGCUCGCUCACCGUGUCCGUACUCGUCACGCUGUACGGCGUGUGGUGUUUCCUCCUGAUGUGGAGUAUCAACGAGUACGGGCCGCUGGUCCUGGCGGGACAGGCGCGCGCGCUGGCGCUGGUGGGGCUGGGGGCCGCGCUCGUCGUGUCCACGCUCGUCGCCAUCUCCCGCCAGCCCGUGUCCGAUAAGAAGCUGGCUUUCUCGGUACCGCUGGUCCCCUGGCUGCCCGGCAUCAGCAUCCUGAUCAAUGUGUACCUCAUGCUGAACCUGGACUACAUGACGUGGGUGCGGUUCGCCGUCUGGAUCGCCGCCGGUCUCCUGAUCUACGCGACAUACGGCGCGUGGCACAGCUCGGAGCGGCGCCGCAAGCCGGACGGCGUGCCCAUGGCGGAGCUGCACAGCGACAGCCAGACCGCGCUGCUCAACAACGGCCUGACGCACGCGCUCGGCUGACACCCGGCCCGCUGCGACAACCCACAGGACAGGGUUGUCAGCCCCACUAGUACUGUCGUCUCUUUUAUAUCUAGUAUUUGAGGACAUACACGUACGAGUAUUCAAAAACAAAUUAACGAUACUUUCUUAAAUCUGUCGCUACUUAACUCUUGUAAUGCUGGGGCCACACUAAAGAGAAAUUCUGGAUGUUAACCGUAAGUGUGUAGCCAAGACGUAACGCGAUAAUUUAAAAAUUUAACAUUUUACCGUUUAGCGUUAGGCGAUAGCUCAAGUGGCGGUACGUCGAAAAAUUUACGAAAAAAUUAUUGCGCUAGUUUGCAUUGACUUGAGCCACUAGUGUGGCCCCAGCAUAACAGAAAUCAAGGUACUGAUUACUGACAACAUUUAGUAGUGUUAAUAUUUCAGUAUUCCAUAGGUCCGUAUCAAUUUAUGAUAUAAUCUGAUUUUUUGCAUUUUUGUAUGGUACUUAAUACUGAUACUUAGGCCAGGUCUUUGUCAUAAUCUGACAGGUCGAUGAAUGUUUUAUAAUCGUUCAAGAUAUUGAUCCAUAAAAUUGAAUGAAGUUAUAAAAAAGUCUACUGCCUUGUAGAUGGAUUUCCGCGUAAACAUUGAACUCAAAAUAUUCGAGCCUACUAUCUAUUGUGGAAUAAUACUUCCUUGUAGUUUAUAUUCUUGCCUACCGACUGACAAUAACACUUUUUAUAAUACUGACAUUUUUCACAUACACAUCAAAUUUUAAAAAGCGAAAUUUCGGGCUGGGUGUUAUUAUGCAUGUGACUUGAAUGAUUGUGAAAUCAACCCAACACAAGAACUAAAUACCUAAGGGAGGAAGUCGUUAUAAAAAAAACAAGAACGUAAGUAACUAGAUUGAUUUUUGUUAAUGUUGUGCGUUAUAUAACUUAUAUGCUAUGUGCUAUUUAUUUCGUGUAGUAGAGAUUACACAACUAUAUGGUACAUAGUAUUACUAAUCGAUUUUAGGAUAAGCUUUUAAGUUCUCGUAGUGAAAUUAAUACAUUUUCGUACGUAUUGUGCAGUGGUAUAGAAAGUCUCAUUGCUAAGUGUUCGAUCCCUGCUUGCAACAAAUCUUAAUACACGAUUAUGUACGUCAAACAUUAUUGUAAGUUUAGCUCGACUAGCUUGCUCCAAAUUUGUGUAUAAUUUGAAAAUGUCAUAUAAAUUAUUUUCGUAAUUCCCUAUACAGCAAAAUAAUGUCGCAAGUAAAAAAGUCCUAUAUCCCACUAUCCCAUAUGGCCUAAGACGUUAAAAGCUUUGAGUCGAAUUAGUAAACGUAUGUUUAAAUUAUUGCAUAACACCUACGAAUGUACUUACAAUGAUUGCAUUUUUUGAAAUUCAAGUUAAUUAUUAAGUUUAAGAGGUAUAGUACAUAUUUAUCUUUUAAAGUACAUAUUGACGUACCCUGGUUUAAAGUAUCAUUCGAGUGCUGUGAUUGGCUUUUAGAAUCACAUAAGUUGACAGAUGUAUGUUUUUUUUAUGAAAUUUUCCCAUUGUAUUUUGUAUUUUGAAGACUACAGUUGUUUGCUUGUCAGUGUCAACGACAAACAAUAAUCGACCUUACUGCUCCGAAAUAAGGGUUUAUUUCGUACAAAGAUUAAUGGCUUUUAUCUUGGCUUUAGUAAAUAUAAUUGUUUUUUAAACAUUGUAGUUAAAGAGCAAAGAUAUUGAAGUUUAUUUAAAGUUGAAGGCAAAACACUUACUUAUUAAGGUCAAAGUUAAUUUUUAACCAAAAGGCUUGGUUUUAUCUUGUUAAUCUACUUACAUUUAAGUAUUAUUGAAAAUAAACCGCUUAGUAGCUAUAAAUCUGACUAAAUUAAAUUACAUUUACUGGAAUAUCAAAACUAAUUAAAUAUUAUAACUUAUUUAAUCUGUGUGAAAAUAUUUCAUAUAUUUAUACUUAUGUAUUUUAAACUAUAUUUUUAGUGUGUAAGAAUAAAAUUAUUAAUGCUUUUGUAAAGCCUUAAGGAAUAUCAAAGAGCUUUUGAGUGCGAGAAUCACUCUACAUAUUUGCUAAGAAAAGCUUAUAUUAUAUAGCCUAAAUUUUCUUCAAUAAAAGGCAUUUUUAUGAAAAUUUUGAAAAAAAUAAUAAUUUGAGAAUGUUAAAAAAGUUACAUAUUAUAAAGUGGUUGUGUAUUCAUAGGCAAGUCAAUACAAAUUUCUAUAACUCGAUCAGUCUCAGAUCGAAUACUAACUCGAAUAUGUCCAUACAUAUAUGAAACACAAGGCACUCGUAAGACUAAUAAUCGGCUAUUGGAGACUUGAAUUGAAACAUGUACGAAUCAUCUUAUAUCACAUGCUUUGCACGCUUGUCUGAGAUGCUUCAAUUAAUAAAUUAAGACCAAUUGAUGCUUGAAUCAUUUUUUUAUUAGAUCGGAUGAUUAAAUGUUGUAAAUCGAUUGAUUCGAAUUCAAAAUUAUUGUGUGAUCAGUUAAGAAAAAUAUGUUUUAUGAUUUUUGAACUGUGGUAAAGAUUUCCAAUAAUUGUUAAUGCAUAUAAGCAGAUCGCAGUGUUUAUUGAACAAGUAUUAAACAUCAACAGUAUAAAAAGCGAUAAAUAUAAUAAAUUACGACAAAAUUAUAUUAGUUGGUGACGUAAAUCGGAACUAAAAUUUGGUAGAACAUAUUUGACAGUUUUUGAAGUAAUGACUGCGCUACUAGCGCCACUGAUGAUAUAUGAGUUUGUAUUACAUAACAUUUCUAAUAACCGUACUGUUGAUUUAACAUUACCUUAAUGCUUGUGUAAACCAGUUAACGUCAAUAUAAAAACUUAUUUAGAUAACGCGAGAAAUAACGUGCAAUUUGCAAUACACUGCGUAGCUACACAGGUCUAGUAUCAAAAGUAAUACACCAUCGUCGGCAAUGUAUUGCAUCCUUCACGAUAUUACACGCACCGUCUAAUUUAGAUUUAAUAAUAACUACAAUUCAACCCAGAUUAAAUGAAUCUCUACCUACUUAGCUAGGUGACUAGGUUCCUAACGUAUUGCGCCAAAGUAUUUUAUUUUAAUUUCUAUUAAGUUUUAUUUUUUUAAAUAUUGUUUCGUAUAAUCGUGUUUGUUUUAUAAUACUCCUUAACUUUUUUUCUCGUAGUUUUGUGUUUAGCAAGGGAAUGGAAAAUAAUCAUGUAAGAUUUUUAAUAUUACUAUUAAAUCAAUGCAUUUGUUUCUGGUACGAUCGAUAUUGUUCGUUAUAUUGUUUAUUUGAUUAUGAUAAGAUUGUUUUAAAUUUAAUUAGCGGUUAGAACUGUAGAAAAUGUUAGGUACUUAAUACUUUGGCUGUGAAACAGCAAGCUGACUAAUGUAUCAGUGAAUUGUGAAAUAGAGUAUUAAUAAAAUUAAA